Molecule: messenger RNA, 1273 nt
Organism: Pyrus x bretschneideri (Chinese white pear)
Lineage: Eukaryota; Viridiplantae; Streptophyta; Magnoliopsida; Rosales; Rosaceae
Product: vesicle-associated membrane protein 722-like
Exons: 7
Coding region: 526-1116 (196 amino acids)
Source: RefSeq, a predicted model, not a curated record
CCCUAAACCCUAGAGGAAUACAGUCUUCCACUUCAUCCAUCCUGCCUCAAUGUCGUAUUUUUGUCAAUAAAAUCGUCACUUGUCUCACACACGUUUUGAAAUUCAAUCUCUCUCUGUCGCUUUCUAUCUCUUUCUCUCUCGUAUGAUUAGGGUUUGAAGAGAAUCGAAUAGAAUCGAUGGCUCCAUCGUUGAUCUGCAGCUUUGUGAUGUGCAGGACGGUUAUACUUGCAGAGUGCUCAAAUCAUCAGGAUUAGGAGGAUGUGGCUCGCCUGGGUCUGAAUUUGCUCAAGACGCUCGACCAUUCGAUGAGAAGGAUCACCUACGAACGUGGUGAUGGUUACACCUUCAACUACCUGAUGGAUUAUGGCUUCAGUAAUAUCUCUUACUCUUCCCGCGUCUUUGUUACGGUUCUGGUUUAGACGAUGCAUACUGUGUAGUUGCGGAUGAGGUUAUUGGUCGAGAAAUUCCUCUUGCCUUCCUCAAUCAAGUCAGGAAGGAUUUUCUUGGUCCAAACUGAAGCAGCAUAUGGAAUAUGUAGCUGCUAAAGUCUCAAAAGACGAACAAGUUGCGAUGGAAUAUAUUGACAAGAAUCGAGGGUUUCGCAUGAGAAGAAAAUCCAAAGCUCCAUCAUUGAGCUAUAGCUUCGUGGCGCACGGGACGGUGGCUCUUGAAGAUUGGUUGCCAUUUGACCAUACGGUCAGUGGCUUGGCUGUGGAUCAUCUCUCUGAGCUCCCCUGUUCGAUAAAUAAGAUCACCUACGACCGUGGUGGCUGCACGAUCAACUACCUGCUUGAUAGCAACUUCACAUACUGUGUAGUUGCAGCUAAGGCUAUGAGUCGAAAAAUUCUUCUGGCCUUUCUCGAUCAAAUCAAGAAGGAUUUUACUGCCAGAUUUGGUGGAGGAUUAGCUGUAGCAACAGUUGAAAAUAGUCUGAACGAAGAUUUCAGGUCCAAACUGAAGGAGCGUAUGAGACAUGCUGAGGUGAAAGCUGCUCAAGCCUCAAAAGAUAAAGGAGUAACGAUGGAAAAUAUUGAAAAGGACGAUGACGAUGACGAUGAUGAGGACGAUGACAAGGAAGAAGAUGACGAUGACGAUGAUGAGGAGGACGAGUAUUAAUGAGAAGCAAAUAUGGGAUACAAGAAAUGAGACUUGUACUGUACUUUUAUGACAUUUUGCAUACGGUCUUAUUUGACUUGCCUAGAUAGUCAAGUGGAUUUGGGAAUAUUGAAAUGUUGCAUGUGUUUAUAGUUUUCAAUGAUUUGAUUUCAAAUUA